Molecule: messenger RNA, 675 nt
Organism: Necator americanus (New World hookworm)
Lineage: Eukaryota; Metazoa; Nematoda; Chromadorea; Rhabditida; Ancylostomatidae
Exons: 7
Coding region: 1-675 (224 amino acids)
Cellular component (GO): lysosomal membrane
Source: RefSeq, a predicted model, not a curated record
AUGCCCAUACCAGGCGACAUGCCGAUUCAGAUGCCUAAGCCCCAGUCGCAGCAUCGCCAUCACCGGGUGGAUGCACUGUGGGAUAACAACGCUGAUAAGUACCGUGUCGCCUGCAGAUCAGUGCAUGUGAUGAGGGCUACGCAAUUCAUUGGUUAUGGUCAACUACUGGUUAUCGGACUGUUCACCAUCACAUUGCUUUUCUUCUAUGGGAAACAGCUAAAUGGAGGACUUCCUGCUGAUCACUGGCUUGCCAAUGCAGGUGGACGCUAUAUCACAUCAUUGCUUACUGCCGUUUCUCUACAAUUAUCUCUGGUUUUGAUGAUGCUUCAUGGAGUUCGCUCGCAGAGACGGUCUUUUCUCCUUCCGUUCAUCAUCUUCGCAUCUUUUGCCGUUUUCCUUGCUUUUAUUCAGGUGUCAUCUGACCUCGUGGCUGCUUCGCAGUCGCGCGUAGGUGCUUCAUCUGGACCUCAGCUUCUGAGUCACGUGAUCGGAAUGUGUGUCCAUGUGUGGUGUGUGGCGGUAGUUUGGCGCUGCUACUGCUACCUUGGUGACAAGAAGGUUGCUGAGCAGAUCGGUGAACAGCUGCAAGCUACUUCCCUCGCGUUUGCUUACGAGUACACUCAGCCGCCACCAUAUGCUGAUACCAUUGAAAAGAGCCCGUUAACGAUCGCAUAG